This is a messenger RNA of Sinocyclocheilus anshuiensis, 3032 nucleotides long. RefSeq lists its product as uncharacterized. NCBI's taxonomy places the organism in Eukaryota, Metazoa, Chordata, Actinopteri, Cypriniformes, Cyprinidae. The coding region runs from base 128 to 2107 and encodes 659 amino acids. Gene Ontology annotation, cellular component: external side of plasma membrane. The transcript is spliced from 16 exons. Gene Ontology annotation, biological process: T cell costimulation; immune response; cell surface receptor signaling pathway. The record is from RefSeq and is a predicted model, not a curated record.
AGCAUGAGCAUUGCAUAAGAAAAACUCAAAAACGAAAGAAGAACGGUUGCAGUGAGAUCCAUCUGAAAUUGCUCGUUUGUUUAUCAUUUACACCAGAAAUAAUGAGAGUUUAAUCAGAAUACGUUUUAUGAUGCAUUUUCUGCACUGUGUUUUGAUGCUCAUCUUCGAAAUAUCUGAUGAUACCCUGGGAUUCAGCGUUCGAGGUCCCUCUGGUCCUCUGGUGGUACCUCUGGGAGGUUCAGUCAUUUUGCCCUGUUUUGUUGAGAGGCCUUUAGCAGUAGAGAAAGUGAAAGUUGUGUGGAAAAGAACAGGCUCAGAGACUCUGGUUCAUCUGUAUCAAGACGGUGAGAGUCGAGCAGAGGCCCAGCACAAAGAUUAUCAUGAUAGAGCUCAUUUCUUUACUGAUCAGAUUCAACAUGGAAACUUCUCCCUCCUUCUGGAAAAUGUGAGAGCUGAAGACAAAGGGGUUUACAGAUGUAAAGUUUACAGUCAGCAGCUUGCUGACAAAACUUUAGUUGAAAUAAAAGAUGUUGAGCGUUUACUAGUAUCAGGCUCAGAUGAGUCUGUUUCUGCAUAUGAUGGUGAGGACGUCACUCUGAGCUGCUCUGUAGACUCUCACAUCACACCUGAAGACAUGGAGGUUUCAUGGAAGAAAACAGAUGAAGAUAUUCUGCUCUACCAAAACAAUGAGACUUUCUCAGAUUCAUCAGAUGAGCGAGACAGAGACAGAGUUGAGUUCUUCACUGCUGAGAUCCCCAAAGGAAACUUCUCUCUCAGACUGAAGAGUGUCAGAACUGAGGAUAAAGGAGUUUACAUGUGUUUAGUGUUUGCUGGAGGACUUUCAGUGAACACAACUGUGGUACUGGUGCAACUGGGUUUCUCUUGGCUACACAUAACUGCGUUAAUUCUCUGUAUUGUUGCAUCUGGAUCUGCACUUCUCUCCUGGCUUGUUUACUCCAGAACAGGAAAUCAAGAAAAAAGGCUGUGUCUUCAAGUUUGUCUUUUCCUUUGCCCGGAUAUAACUAUGCUGUUGGCUUCAAUCAUAUGGUGUGUUAUUGAAGGUUCUUUGUAUGAGACCGUCUCUUGCUGUAUGCUCUAUAUUCUGGGGCCUCUGAGGUUGUUUUGGGUUAAACCAUUAGCCACAGAUUUGCCAGAUAAAAUCCUGAAGUAUAUCAUGACUGCACAUGCUGAUCAUGCAGCAUUUAUGGCAGUGAUGUAUUCAGUACUUUCAGCUGAACAUUUUCCAAACAUCAGCACAGUCUUCAGCACAUUCAGCUUUGGUUUGCUUGUCCUGAUGUGUCUCCUCUUCAUUAUACAAUUAGCUAAAGAGAAGUUGCUGUCAUGCUCUGGAGAGUCGAGCAGAAGGAUAUACAGUAUAGUUCAGCAGUUUGUGGCUACUUGUGGCUUUUCAUUGCUGCCUUCAUUACAGCUCGCCCUUCUGCUCUACACUCAUUUAGCCUCCGGUGAAGUGUUCAUCAUUACGGCUCUUCCAGCACUUCAUUGGGUGUCUUAUUUAUUUUGUAAUGAAACAAAAAUUGCAGAUCAACGCUGUCAACGUUUUCUAUAUAUAUUAAUACGGUCAAUGAUGAUUGUGAUGACUGGAGUAAUGGUGUAUUUUUACAUUAUGCUCUCGAGAAAUAAAGAAGCUGAUGCAGGACCAGUCUGUGUGGCAGGAUUUGUUCAAGCCUUGUGGGUGCUUGCGUUUUCUGAAGUCCCAGUCUAUUAUCAGAAACUUCGCAUGAGGAAAAUGUUGUUCCUGUAUGGAUCAGCUGGUCUUGUUUUAGUGAACUCGGCUGCACUGAUGACAGAACUGAUAAUGAAAGCAGUUCAUGGUGUACGUCUGCUGGGAGAUUUGCGAAUCAUUGUCUUUCCGUCUGAGUGGCUCUUUACUGUAGCACUGCUGGUUUUGUCUAUUUUUGCACCAUUGAAAGCUGUCAGCACAGAGUCUCAGAAGGCUUCUCAGAUGCCGUCAGAUUAUAAUGGGACUCCUGGUACAAAGUAUACCAGUAUAGAUCUGAACCAGAGGGCAGAAGAAUCCCAUGAAAUGGAAAGUCUGAGAAAAGUAGCUGGGAACAGCGAGGAGCAUCAAGAAGAGGAGAUCAACUAAGUGAACUGCACUUUUUAAAAGAUCUGACUGAACUUUUCUCAUUGGGCAGAGGUUUUCAUGGUAUGAAACAUUUCUGAUGGUAAACUGGCAAACAUGCCAUUUCCUUGUCUGCAUAACGAUUAGCAGCAGAAACUGUUGCACAUUAUCAUGGUUUGGGCUGGAUGUAUUUUUGAUAUCAGCGAUGCUGUGCCAUUGAUAUUGUGGUAUGUUGUUUAUGGUUGACAAACUAUGCUGAAUUCUACUUUGAAGUGAAUCAAGUACUUGAAGUGACCUAAGAAUUAUUCAACCUUGUAUAUUUGUAUGCAUUUAAAUAUUUUCCAUGUAAUAUGUAUGUAAAAUAUUUAUGUAAUGUUUAAGAUAUGUACAUAGGUUUCUCGUCUUUGUUCUUAUUAUAGCUGACUUUUCUUAAAGUGCUUGGAGCACUUACAACAAUAUUUAUUAAAGCAAUCAGCAUUAUUUUGUGCUGUAGUACCAAAACGGGUAUUGAGAAAUAUUAAAUUUCACCGUAACUGUAUUGUGACCUCUCUAUUUCAAGGGUUGGGUGUAUGUUCCUGGCUAGAGUAAGCUCCAAAGUGGAUCCAGAGUUGAAUGUAUAAUAUUAAUAUGGUCUUCUCUUGUUUCUCUUUUUCACUGAUAUUUUUCUAUGAAACAUUUUCUAAUCUACAUUUUCAUUCUCUGUGAGAUGUUUGUUGAUGCACAUUGACUUCUGAGAUGGUGUUACUGUAUAUAUGACAAGAUGAAGGAUAUUCUGCCUCAUUCUUCUGAUAAAUUUGUGAGAUAUGAUCUUAAAUGUAUGUCUUUUCCCAACUGUAGCAGGAUAUUGCUAUACAUAGAUUUAUUUUAAUAGUGUGUUUAGUAUUUUUUUGUACCAAGUUCAAGCACUUGAUUCCGUGUAGUGUUAAAAUAAAUAUUUUAUAAUAAAUUA